AUGCCAAGUUUAAGGUCCUCUUUUUGGUUUUAUGGCCUCUUUCUCUCCAUAGACAGCUGCAGCCCACCCAACUCCAUUGAGGAUGGAUACUAUGAAGAUGCAGACAGCAAUUAUCCCAUAACCCAAAUGAAUGGAGAACAGAAAAACUCAUAUAAUGACUCAGAUGGAAUGAGCAGCUCUUAUGAGUCAUAUGAUGAAGAUGAUGAUGAUGUGAAAGGCCAGAGAAGGACAUACCAAUGGCCAUCUGAAGAGAACUCCAUGGGUCUGGUAAAGGAGUGCCACAUCUGUGCUUUCCUGCUUAGAAAAAAGCGUUUUGGACAAUGGGCCAAACAGUUUGCUGUUAUCCGGGACAACAAACUACUGUGCUACAAGAGCAUCAAGGAUCACUCGCCACACACUGAGAUGCCCCUUUGCACAUGCAAUGUGAUCUAUGUCCCAAAGGAUGGCCGACGGAAGAAACACGAGCUGCGGUUUGCCUUGCCAGGAGCAGAGGCCUUGGUGCUUGCAGUACAGAGCAAAGAACAAGCUGAGGAAUGGCUGAAGGUCAUCCGAGAAGUUAGUAGUCAGUGCAAUGGGGCGUUUGCUGUUGAAGGAUCCACUUCACCAAUAAUUCUGCGUAAACUGGAAUUGGAAAAGAGGCUAUCACAGGAAAAGCAGACCUCGGAUUCGGACAGUGUGGCCACAGCAGACAAUGGGUGUAUGGCCAAUGGAAAAGACAGCCGGGAGCAGACUAAGGGAAAGAAAGGAAGUCUGGCAGAGCUGAAGGGAUCCGUAAGCCGGGCAGCAGGGAAGAAAAUUACCAGAAUCAUCAGCUUUUCAAAGAAGAAACCAGUGGCACCAGAAGAUCCCCCGAGUGAGGACAUUCCCUGCAGCGGAUAUCUGAAUGUGUUGGUUAAUCAGUGCUGGAAGGAACGCUGGUGCCGCCUGCAGAGGAAUACUCUUUACUUCCACAAGGACCCCUCUGAUCUGCGCACUCACAUCAAUGCCAUUACACUGAAGGGAUGUGAGGUGGUUCCAGGCCUUGGUCCCAAGCACCCGUUUGCUUUUCGGCUUCUUCGUCAUGGCAAUGAGGUGGCAGCUUUAGAGGCUGCUUCUUCCGAGGAGAUGGGGCGCUGGCUGGGACUGAUCCUGGCGCAGACAGGAUCCUCCACCGAUCCAGAAUCUUUGCACUAUGACUAUGUUGAUGUGGACACAAUAGCCAACAUUGUAAAUGCCGUAAGGCAUUCCUUCAUGUGGGCCACUUCUUCUUACAGUUCAAAAGGGCCCUCCGAUGGCAGGACCUAUGAUGAGGUUUCCAUUGAAGAGGACCAGGUAUCAGGACCCAAGUGCUCAGCUGCAAACCAAGUCAAGCGACAUUCAUCCUUCUCCAGUAAAGCAUCACAGAAGAUUGACCCCCAGGUCACAAUCAAGCGUCACGCAUCAAAUGCAAACCAGUACAAAUAUGGGAAAAAUAGGGCAGAGGAAGAUGCCAGGAGGUAUUUGUUGGAGAAAGAGAAAUUGGAAAGACAGAAAGAAGAGAUCAGGAAUGAACUGUCUGUGCUGAGAAGGCAGAAGAAAGAGAAGAAAGAAGGUCUGAAAAAUUGCACAGGGAAGAUGAGGAAUUUUCUAGAAGAUCAGAUAACAAAGCUGGAAGAGGCCUGCAAAGAGAAGGAACGUGAGCGUGUGGACCUGGAGCUAAAACUGAGCGAGGUGAAGGAGAACCUGAAAAAGUCACUGGCUGGAGGAUCUGUUAGUGCUUCAAGUGAGAGGAAGCAGCAUAAACAAGUUUCCGGAAGUAACACUACGAGUGCCUAUGCAGAAUCACACAUUCCAGUAAACUGUGCAUCGGAAAUGAGGAAACGCACAUCAUCCCUCUCUAAUGCUGUCAAGGGCACCGUCAUGCAGAAGGCUAAGGAAUGGGAGACCAAGAAAGGAACUUAAAUGAGUCAUACUCCUUCAAAAUGGACUGUUGUAUAGUAAGUCGCUGCUGAAAGGGAAGAAUCCUUUUGCCUAUGCUCCACUGGGAAUCAAACAGACUGCCAAAAGAUUUUUCCCCAAAAAAAGGAAAAUUAUCUUUUCCAGAUUAGGUUGCAGUUUAUCAUUUUUGUUAGACAAAUGAUUUAAACUGUCAAUGUGCCAGAGGAAAAGAAAAAAAAAAGUGUCGUCCAGUAAGUUGCUAGGAACAAGUUUGCAGGACAUGUAGUACAGUACAAACCUCCUCCUUAUUUAUAUCAGGCAGGCAGCAUUUUCCUGUCAACAUCAGAAAACUAAGCCGGAAAUUGCAACUGAAGAGGAAGUGGAUUCUUCACUCUGACCUCAAACAGGAUGCACAAUUUUUCCUUUGAUCCCAGGCAAGUGGCUCUUCUUACUGCAGAGUGGUGAAUAUGUGUCCUGUUCUUUAUUGGGAUCAUACACAACUCUAUAAAGACUUUCUGCUAGAUGUCACAUACACCGGAUCCUGUUGACAGUUUUUCACUCUGAAUCAGAGAGGAAGGUAAAGUGACUUGGCAUGAUGUUUACUCUCUGAUGCUCCCUUUUUCCAGUCACGCUUUUGUAAAGAGUUUUCCACAUUGCUGUCUCUGCUGUGGUGAAGAGCCUUAAAUAGCUUGUAAUGAGGCACACUGCUAGUCACGCACACCAGGGGUUUUCAGAGAGCCAGACCUGUGCCUGGUCAGUGAAGCACUUUGUCAUAAUGGUCACCGUGACGGACAAUGCAUCAAAUAAACCUUAACUAACUGGAA
Polypterus senegalus (gray bichir) is the source of this 2720-nucleotide messenger RNA. RefSeq names its product actin filament associated protein 1-like 1a (gene afap1l1a). Gene Ontology annotation, cellular component: cytosol. The transcript is spliced from 15 exons. The coding region runs from base 1 to 1920 and encodes 639 amino acids. Gene Ontology annotation, molecular function: SH3 domain binding. The record is from RefSeq and is a predicted model, not a curated record. Lineage: Eukaryota; Metazoa; Chordata; Cladistia; Polypteriformes; Polypteridae.